UAUUAUCCAUUAAUAAUGUGACCGCUGUUUUGAUCGCCGGGCGGUUAAUCAUUUGUUGACAAUAAUCGCGAGUGUGAAAAUGGGGAGAAUUUGCAAAGUUGUCGUUUGUGGGAGUUCCUGCGUAGGAAAGACAGCAAUGCUGGAGCAGGCGAUAUUUGGAAACCAUGUUAUUGGUAACCCAAACUCCAUCCCUACGAUAGAAGACAUCUACGUAGCUUCCGUGGAGUCCAACCGGGGCAUCAGAGAAAAGGUGCGGUUCUACGACACAAAGGGACUGGAUCCCAGGAGCAACCCAGAACUUCCCAAACACUACUUUGCCAUUGCGGAUGGCUUCAUUCUGAUGUACAGCAUCACCAGUCCAGAGUCCUUCCGACAGGUACAGCUGCUCAAGAAAGAGGUUGACAAGAUCAGCAAGGAGAAGGACAAGAGAGAUGUUUCUCUUAUUGUCGUUGGCAACAAGGCUGAUUUGUACAAGGAGAGACAGGUGGAAUACGACAUGGUGUGUGCAUGGGCCCAAAAGGAAAAAGUUCCACUGUACGAGGUGACAGUAGCCAAUAGGAAAGUAUUGAUGGAACCCAUCGUGGCUUUGACAUCUAGGCUCACCCUACCUAUUGUGAAAUCCAGUUUCCCGUUAUCGGUGCGCAUCAAGCCCAGACAGAUGACAAGCACAGCCUCUCAAGAUGUCUGAACCCAACGAUGGGUCAGCCAGGGGUCAUGGUUCAUCCAGGGGUCACAGGCAGAAUGCCCCAUCAUUUAUCCAGUGCAAUAGUGGUGUCUUCUUUGAGUUCACUACAGGGGCUAUUUUCUAUGGAAUUGCUUAUUCCUAGUUAGAUUCCAAUGGGAAAAGGUCACUCAAAUUAAAUUGUUACAAGCAGAAGAGGUUAACAAGUACCGGAUGUAAGGUACCAUUUGUCCCCCCCCCCCAAUUUUUUUU
This is a messenger RNA of Patiria miniata (bat star), 934 nucleotides long. RefSeq names its product NF-kappa-B inhibitor-interacting Ras-like protein 2. Gene Ontology annotation, molecular function: GTPase activity; GTP binding. NCBI's taxonomy places the organism in Eukaryota, Metazoa, Echinodermata, Asteroidea, Valvatida, Asterinidae. Gene Ontology annotation, biological process: canonical NF-kappaB signal transduction. The record is from RefSeq and is a predicted model, not a curated record. The transcript has 7 exons. Bases 80 to 688 code for a protein of 202 amino acids.